AUGCGGCGACAGCGACACGUUACGACGUGUUCGUUAGUCUUGAUGGGACGUGCGGGUACCGCGGCGUUUCACAACGGCGGCGGCGGUAGAAUGCGCAGGUACUACAACUGUCUACUACUACUCUGGUACUGCGACUUUUCAGAAUGCGCGGCGACGACGGACAACGUUUCUUCUUUGCCGUACGGCGCGACGUUGCUUGAACAAUACGCACCAGGGCCGUAUCGGUAUCACUACGUACACCGUACAGAUGGUGCUGGGGGCCAAUUCUUGAAAUCGUGA
Messenger RNA from Macrosiphum euphorbiae (potato aphid), 279 nucleotides. Lineage: Eukaryota; Metazoa; Arthropoda; Insecta; Hemiptera; Aphididae. The record is from the annotation of a GenBank genome assembly.